Molecule: messenger RNA, 3545 nt
Organism: Bufo bufo (common toad)
Lineage: Eukaryota; Metazoa; Chordata; Amphibia; Anura; Bufonidae
Gene: TMOD1
Product: tropomodulin 1
Exons: 11
Coding region: 278-1357 (359 amino acids)
Biological process (GO): pointed-end actin filament capping; myofibril assembly; muscle contraction
Cellular component (GO): myofibril; striated muscle thin filament
Molecular function (GO): tropomyosin binding
Source: RefSeq, a predicted model, not a curated record
GUACCACUACCAGCUGCAGCAGCUCCGUGCCCACUUCACCCAGUGUACUUCGCUCAUUCACCUGACUGAAGCCGCCCCCACGUGACGUCACGUGAGUGACAGCGGCAGAGCCCUCAGAAGUCCGGCUGCCCGUUCACUGUGAGUCCUCCGCCUCACCCGGGCAGCAGUUUGCCUCAAGACGCCAGCAAGGACCGGUCCCGCCGGUGACACUGCCCGCUCCGUCUCCGCUCAGCCUCUACCGGUCCAUCUUGGAAAAAAUUUACAAAAGGCUAAUAAAAUGCUACGCAGAAAAGACUUAGAGAAAUAUCGUGAUGUGGAUGAGGAUGAUAUCUUAAACAAGCUGACUGAUGAGGAAAUAAGAGAACUGGAAGGAGAACUAGAAGAAUUAGAUCCAGAUAAUCAGUUGUUGCCUGUUGGCUUAAGGCAAAGGAACCAGACAAACAAAACACCGACUGGACCUUUCCAGAGAGAUGCCCUGCUAGGCCAUUUAGAAAAGCAAGCUAAGGAAAUGAAAGACAGAGAAGAUUUGGUGCCUUAUACUGGAGAAAAACGAGGAAAACCUUGGAUUCCCAAGAUGAAACCAGUAGAUCCUGUUUUAGAAAGUGUCACUCUUGAACCAGAACUGGAGGAAGCAUUGGCCAAUGCCUCUGAUGCUGAGUUGUGUGACAUUGCGGCUAUCCUAGGAAUGCAUACUCUCAUGAGUAACCAGCAAUACUAUGGAGCCCUUGCAAGCACCAAUAUAGUCAACAAGGAAGGACUGAACAGUGUGAUUAAGCCAACGCAAUAUAAGCCGGUUCCUGAUGAAGAACCUAAUUCAACUGAUGUGGAUGAAACAUUGGAACAAAUAAAAAACAAUGAUCCUGACUUGGAAGAUGUUAAUCUCAACAAUAUAAGGAACAUUCCUAUACUUAUAUUAAAAGAUUAUGCUGAAGCAAUGAAAACCAAUACCCAUGUGAAGAAGUUCAGCAUUGUGGGAACAAGGAGCAAUGAUCCUGUUGCAUUUGCUUUUGCAGAUAUGCUAAAAGUCAAUACUACACUAAAGAGCUUAAAUGUGGAGUCUAAUUUCAUCAGUGGAACAGGAAUCUUAGCUCUUGUCGAAUCUCUCCAGCAAAACACAUCAUUGGUUGAACUAAAGAUAGACAAUCAGAGUCAACCACUUGGUAAUAAAGUGGAAAUGGAAAUUGCAAGUAUGCUAGAAAAAAAUUCAACACUCCUCAAAUUUGGUUAUCACUUCACUCAACAAGGACCGAGAUUGCGAGCAUCUAAUGCCAUGAUGAACAAUAAUGAUCUAGCUCGUAUACAUAGAUCUGAUGGGCCGUGGCAUAACUUUUCAGCUCUGGACCUGGAGGAUGUAUAAUGAGGAAGAGAAGGCUGGCCGACCUGGAUGGCCCAAUUUUACCAAAAUGCCGAAGCGGGGUGUAAAGAGAAGGUGAAAACAGCGCCACACAGCAGGAGCCUUUCCAUGAGAGUUUGUACCAGGGUGCAGAAUCCUUAUACCAGAGUGAAAGCCCAUGAACUCUGUUUUAUACCUCAGUACUCUACAGUGUCAGACAUUAUGCACCCAAACAGUGCAAGAUGAUGUCAUCAAGGUGCAGAAAUACAGAAAAACAUAUCGUUUGGUGAUUCUUAAUUGCAGACCAACCUGAUAUUGAUACUUAUUUUCCUGUUGGUGUUUCUUGCACAUUGGUCAUCCUCGUAUCUACAGCACAAUACAGAGCAUUGCACAUGAUUUACCAGGGAAUAACUUCCACCAAUCAUACAUCUCAAAAAAGCACAUUGUGCCUCGCCAGCAGAAAAGCACUGAUAAUAGUUUGUUUUAACCUAAUCACAUUACAGCAAGUCACAUUCUUUGGAUUGAGAAUCCACAUUUUUUCAGAUUACCGGUAUGUCAGUUUUAAAAAUAGAAUUUCUUUACACAGUGUUAUAUCUUUUCAUAAUAAUAUCACCCAAUACAAACUCCCUUUUCCACAUUCCACAUCUUUUACGAGCCCAAAUUAACACUUGAUAAUACUGCAUAUAAUAAUGUAGUUUUGCAUGGCAUAAAGUUCCACAAACCCGUAUACAUACACACACUCAUCUGUAAAAUCAUUAGUAUGAUCAUUACUACUUUUGGACUACCGUAGCUAUCGCCAUUAGUCCAAUGGACUUUGAAUUGAAAAGUAGUGCACAUGUUUGACCACCCUUCAUUUAAACUCACAUUGAGGGGGGACUGAGAGCCCCAAGUAGUCAGACAUUUAUCACCUAUUCUGUGGAUAAGGGGUAAAUAUCAUUUGUGGGUAAGUCCCUCUACUCUGUACUGUAGUAUAAGAGAGGCCUCAUAAAGUCUGAACCUUUAAGAGAAUAUGUAUCAUAGUAGAGUCUUCUCUACUUGGACCCCUUUAUUAGCAAGAAUAGAAAGCACUGCAAAGACCAGGUUCCUAUCUGGAGGACCCAACAUGAUAACGUGUGGGUGCCUACAGUUCCCCUACAAAUAACAGCUAGAUAUUUCAACCGCUUAUAUAAUACGUAGGCUGCCAUGUAUCAAUAAUCUAAAAAGGCAGCAGCAAGCUUAACAGGAGCACUGGGAAGAGCAAUAAAGGGCUGUCCCAUUACAACAACUUAUCCUCUUUCCCCAGGGAAUAGAGGAGUAGGGUCUGACCGCAGGGGCACCCACCAAUCACUAGAAUGAGGCCUUUUUGAAUAGAAUGGUGGACAUGCAUGCUUACUGCCACUACAAUCAACUCUAUAGGAAUGCUGGAGAUAGCUUGUACUUAUCUUCAGCAGCCCCAUAGAGCAGCAAUGUUACAUAGGGGAACACGGGCUCCCAUUUUAGUGAUCGGCAGAAGCCCAAGCGGUCAGACCUCCACCCAUCGGGAUAGGAGAUAAGUCGUUGUAAUCAGACAACACCUUUAAUGUCUACACAGCAGUGCCAGGCAAUAUGCUGUUUCCAUAUAUAUUAUUCUUGGGUACAAUUUGUUGAGGUUUUUCAUUAUGUGCCUUUAAUUUUACUGUUCUGUUGUUUACUGAACUAAAUCAGAUUUUCAAAUAAUGCUAUAUUUAAUAAAUGUUACAUCCAAAAAUGAUGAAUAUCAUUGCUGAGCAAUGCCUUACGACUGCUGUGUAUUCUCUUCUGCCAUACAUUUAUUGUUGUGAACCUCUGUUUGCAUAGUGUUCUAAUUCAAUGUCUGUUUUUAUAUAUUACACUAGAAUAUAUGAAGUAGUAGUAGUAGAUGAAACGGACAGUGUUUGAUACCAAAAUCGUACUAACCACAAGAUUGUUGAUGACAAUUAUUAGUUCAGUUUGGUUCAACUGAUUAUGAGCCCAUCUAAACCCUUUACCGGUCAGUCAACAAUCAUGCAAAUGCUCUUUUGUUGACUAGUCAGAUCUUAUAUGCUAGGGAUGGAAAAUUUAUGCAGGCCGAAUGAUCAUAGUAAAAAUUGUUUACUUCCCCCCCCCCAAUACAAUUUGAUCACACCAAUCAGAACUCUUUAUAGCCUAACAUUGGGCCACAUAAAAGGACCCUUAAGACUUAUUCACAUGUCAAUGUUUGGUCAGUGAUUGUGAG